Molecule: messenger RNA, 1391 nt
Organism: Gastrolobium bilobum
Lineage: Eukaryota; Viridiplantae; Streptophyta; Magnoliopsida; Fabales; Fabaceae
Product: transcription factor bHLH79
Exons: 6
Coding region: 226-1017 (263 amino acids)
Biological process (GO): regulation of DNA-templated transcription
Cellular component (GO): nucleus
Molecular function (GO): protein dimerization activity; DNA-binding transcription factor activity
Source: RefSeq, a predicted model, not a curated record
CAUAUUCUCUCUCUCUCUCUCUCUUCCAAUGCUGUCAUCGUCAUACUCUAACUGUCUCAAUCCUUCAAACCCCCAUUUUCUUCUUCUUCUUCUUCUUCUUCUUCCUAAUUACAAUUAAAUAAACCCCAACCUUUAUUCUCACUCACUCACUCACUGUCACCCAAAGUACAAUUGUGUACACAACACAACACAACACAAUACAAGAAAAUUAGUACACAAUUCCAAAUGGAUCCUCCUCUCAUCAACGAUUCCACAUUCUCUCCUGCUUACCCUCUCGCCGAGAUUUGGCCUGCUGGAUUGGUUCAUUUGCCUUCCAAUUUCAUCCUCCCUGAUGCCUCCGCCGACGAGUCCACCGUCACCGAUCAUAGUGGCGCCGCCGCCGCUAACCGAAAUCAGAGGAAGAGAAAGAAGGAAACCGCCUCCGAAGACGACUGCUCCAAGAUGGUUUCCACCAGCUCUGCUAAUGACUUGAAUGAUUCUGGCGAUGAACGGAUAAAAUUAGGAGGAUACACUGUUGAAAAUGAUUGUUUGAAAGCUGAAGCGGAAGAAAGUUCAGCGGUGGGUAACAAGUCAUCUGAACAGGUUACUAAAUCUUCCGAGCCACCUAAGCAAGACUAUAUUCAUGUGAGAGCAAGAAGGGGUCAAGCUACUGAUAGCCACAGUCUAGCAGAGAGAGCAAGAAGAGAAAAGAUCAGUGAGAGGAUGAAAAUUCUUCAGGAUUUGGUCCCAGGAUGUAACAAGGUAAUUGGUAAGGCACUUGUCCUGGAUGAGAUAAUCAAUUAUAUCCAGUCACUGCAGCAUCAGGUUGAGUUUCUUUCUAUGAAGCUUGAAGCAGUUAAUUCAAGAGUGAACAUGAACCCUGCUAUUGAAGGGUUUCCUUCAAAAGAUGUUGGUACUCAGCCAUUUGACGUUGCUGGAAUGAUAUUUGGAUCACAAGCGGCAAGGGAGUAUUCUCAGGGAUCUCAUCCUGGAUGGCUGCAUAUGCAGAUAGGUGGUGGUUUUGAGAGAGCCACAUAGUUCAAGGAAGUGUCAUUGGGAAUGACAAAUCAGUCAGUGGGGUUGGUUAUAUAGUUUUCUCUAUUAACAAUCUAGUCAGUUGCUACAGAAUGUUGUAGGUUUAUAUGUCCAUUGUUAUAGAUGAUAUAAUUUAUAGGAUGUGCAUCAUCUAACUAUGCAUGUGCUUUGCUAUAUUAGCAAUUAGCAACUAGAAACAAUCAUAGUGUGGUUUUCGUUUUUAAACUUUGUUAUGAUAGGAUUCAUCUCUCUCCUGAUUUGUUUUGUAUAACAAUAUGUGUAGCAGGUAUGUAUUUGUAUUUUACAAGUGGAGACAGUUUGAAAAUUAUAUAUUUAAUAUGUGUAGCAGGUAUGUAUUUGUAUUUUAAAAGUGGAGA